Molecule: messenger RNA, 1011 nt
Organism: Hirsutella rhossiliensis
Lineage: Eukaryota; Fungi; Ascomycota; Sordariomycetes; Hypocreales; Ophiocordycipitaceae
Product: DDE superfamily endonuclease domain-containing protein
Exons: 3
Coding region: 1-1011 (336 amino acids)
Cellular component (GO): nucleus
Molecular function (GO): DNA binding
Source: RefSeq, a predicted model, not a curated record
AUGGAUGAAGCGGGUAUCAUGGAAGGGCUGGGAGAGAAUGGAUUGGUUGUUGGCAAUGCAGAAAAACGGUCUGUUCAGAAGAAAACGCCUGGUGCUCGGGUCUGGACGUCGUUCAUCGAGGCAAAUCGGUCCAGCAACAAUGGUUUACAAGACCUCAGUCUCUUUAGAGACUGGCAAUUCACUGCGACGAAGAACGGCUGGACUUCCGACCAGACGGCGGUGGAGUGGCUCGAAAAGGUGUUCAUCCCGAAGACCCGGCCAUCCGACUCUUUGGAGCGAAGACUGCUAGUACUGGACGGCCAUGGUAGCCACGAGACAGUUGACUUCAUGUAUCUAUGCUACCAGCAUAAGAUUCAUCUUCUUUUUCUGCCUCCCCACACCUCUCAUGUGUUGCAACCGCUCGAUUUGUCUGUCUUCUCCCCUCUUAAGCAUUACUACCGCAAACAGGUCGGAUUUCUCAGCCUCUUGACCGAUUCGAGCCCGGUCGGUAAGCAAAACUUUCUUUCAUGCUACCAGAAAGCACGCGAGCAAGCGCUCACUGCGUCAAACAUCAAGGGUGGCUGGAAAGCGACGGGUUUGUGGCCGGUUACAUCAAACACACCUUACUCUACCGAUAAUUGGCAGUCGGCAGCAUCUCAGAUUGCGUGGUCGACUCCGAGGCGGUCUCAAGAUUUGAAGGUCCAAGUGCUUCAAUUCAACCAGCUGGACGAUGAUGUGCCCACGAAGCGACUGCUGUUCAGGAAGAUCACAAAGGGUUUUGAUGAGAAGGAUGGCCUUUUGGCAAAAGCUCAAUUGCAGAUUCAGGCGCUGGAAACACAAUUGGCGGCCGUCAAGCCGAAGAAGAGGAAGAAGGUGGAAACGAGUCCGAAUUCGAGGUUCGCCGAUAUCGAGGCGAUACAGCGGGCGCAGGAGGAGGUCAAUGCAGCUGGGAAUGAAGACUCUGAUGGAACCGAGGCGGAGCUUUCAGAAAUUGGUAAUGAUUGUAUUGUGGUGCAUGUUGGGGGCGAGUAA